Molecule: messenger RNA, 1420 nt
Organism: Bursaphelenchus okinawaensis
Lineage: Eukaryota; Metazoa; Nematoda; Chromadorea; Rhabditida; Aphelenchoididae
Source: the annotation of a GenBank genome assembly
AUGGGUAAGUCUUGGCAAAGGUUACGAUACUUAACGCUUAUGGCUGGUUACUUUAGGGUUGCUCAAAGUUUAGUUUUAUACUGUAACAUUUAUGUGCCUUAACCUGUAGUUUUACAGUAGAGCUUUGAAUAAAUAGAAAUUUAAAUGUUUCAUUCAAAUAGUGAGUAUUACCUAAUCUUGUAGGACGAGCAACGCCAGCACCAGUAGUUUGCCAGAUUUGUGGAGACAAAAGUUACGGUAGACAUUAUGGUUUGUGGACUUGUGAUGGUUGUGCCUGCUUCUUUAAACGAACCAUUAGAAGAAAGAUUAACUACAGAUGUAUAUGUAAGUAUAUUUGAAGUUUUGGGUCGUAUAAAAGUAAUACUUGUUAAGUAACAACUGUACUAUUUACUCUCGCCUCUUUUUUUAACUGUAGUUGUUAUUCUAGCUGGUGACAACAACUGUCCGGUCGAUAAAACAAGAAGAAACUGGUGUCCAGCUUGUCGGCUGAACAAAUGCUUUCAAAUGCAAAUGAACAAGGAUUGUAAGUUGUAAAUUAGCAUAUGUUACAUGAAGUUAAGCCCUUUUUUAUUUUCGAUUAUAUUAUUGUAGCCGUACAAAAAGAACGAGGACCCAGGACAAAGAAACUAAACAAAAAUUUGCAUAAAAACUUGAGCCAAGACAUUCAGAACAGUAAGUAUUAUAUAACUAACUUUGUCUCUACUGUAAUAGGGUUUACCUAUGAGUUUUGAAAGAGUUUGAAAAAAAUACAAGUAGGUAUAAUACACAACAAACUUCUUUGUAUUAUUAUAUACGUCAUACAUAUAUGUAGAUACGUAAGCUCAAGUCAAGUUUUUAAAAACAAUUCCAGAAGUGAAACUUCUGGUAGAUACGAUGAAGAACGUGCUACACAAUGCAGUGAUCGUAUUCUUGAGCGUCGAACAGAAGAAACAGUUACUACAUCAGUUAUGGCCAGUCUUUACUUUGGCUGCCAUACCACAUAUACAACAUUCAAUCAAGAUACGAUCUGUUGAAGUAAGGCUAUAUUAUUACAUUAUACAGUAAUCUUUCAGAUUAACAACUUGCUAGCCAAUUUUCGUAUGAAAAUAGCCAAAAUAGACGACGAAGAGAUACGACUGCUAUGUUCUUGGCUGUUGUGUCAUUUUGGUAUGUUUUGACUUUAGAUUUCUGUUAUACUUCCUAUAAUGUGUAUGACCAUACAUGAGUUACAGGUUCAAAAAUACCGACAAUUGACUUUGCUUCAUCUCUACUAGACACCUACACUCUCUGGAUUCACAAGCAUUGUACAGUAAGUUACCCUGAUGAUUACAAAAGGGCUGACCGUAUCCUGGAGUACGGUAGAAGUCUGAUUCACUUCCAACAUUACAGUAACCUCGUAGAAGAGUUCGCAUUUCUUUAUAAUCCGAAAAAAGAAAGUUAA